AUGGGUCUCGUUGACGACAGCACUCCUCCAGUUACCUGCGAUGACGACCAGGUGACUGCCAACGGCAAUAGUUGGAAGGUCGAGACCCCCCCCCCCCCAAAAGCUGGCACGUGGCAAUUAUGUCCUGCCCCAACGGACACCGGUAACAUCUACCAGUCCCUGGCGAGCUACGCCAUCCCCGGACUCGCUCCGUACACGGGUGCUGUCUUCACCGCUCGAGCAACCUCGGUCAUCACAGCCUCUUGGAACCCCAUUGCGGAAAGUGGUUGUGCCCUUACCACAACCACCGCUGGAUCCGGACCAUCGACUAAGAAGCCAUCAACAACUACGCCGGUCACCAAGACAACCACGAUCUUCGGCAACCCUACCGUUGACAUGGCUAUCUCUUUACUCGUCAAAUCCUUUGUACAGUGUGAAUGUGAAAUUAAAAUUAGAUGA
This is a messenger RNA of Penicillium diatomitis, 438 nucleotides long. Its product is annotated as Endoglucanase-4. Bases 1 to 438 code for a protein of 145 amino acids. The transcript is spliced from 2 exons. The record is from RefSeq and is a predicted model, not a curated record. Lineage: Eukaryota; Fungi; Ascomycota; Eurotiomycetes; Eurotiales; Aspergillaceae.